Aspergillus tanneri is the source of this 348-nucleotide messenger RNA. It is a transcript of the gene tim13, whose product is annotated as protein translocase subunit TIM13. The transcript has 2 exons. Lineage: Eukaryota; Fungi; Ascomycota; Eurotiomycetes; Eurotiales; Aspergillaceae. Bases 1 to 348 code for a protein of 115 amino acids. The record is from RefSeq and is a predicted model, not a curated record.
AUGGCCCUGUUCGGUUCUAGCUCCAACAAUGCGUCCUCAGAGACUCAAGAAGUUAAGACCGCUAUUAUUAAACAACUGCAGCAAGAGGCCGCUAUGAACAAUGCUCGGAAUCUGAUCGCUAAAGUCAAUGAGCACUGUUUCGACAGCUGCAUCCCCGCGCCAGGCUCCUCCGUUUCUUCCCAAGAACAAACCUGCCUCUCCAACUGCAUGGAAAAGUAUAUCAAUUUGUGGAAUGUUGCCAGCCGCACAUACAUCGCCCGUGUUGCUCAGGAGAGCAAGAAGAUGGGUGGCCAAGACACUGUUGCAAUGAACUCGUUAGCCACUUCGCCGACUGACGGCAGCCUGUAG